CAACGGCCCAGUGAAAACAUUGCUACAAAUAACAAUUUGGUUUCAAUUUCAUUUGAUCGGGAAGUUUAGUGGAAAGGUUGUUUUGGGGUUUGGGAGUACAGAGAGCUUGUAAAGAAAGCUUCUGAAUUGAGGAACUCAACCAUGGCUGCCGCAGCGUCCACCUCGUCUUCUUCAGAGGAAGAGAUUACAUUGACGGUGAAGUGGAGCGGAAAGGAAUACACUGUACGAGUCUGCGGUGAUGACUCUGUGGCUGAGGUCAAGCGUCGAAUCUGCGAGCUUACUAACGUCUUGCCCAAGCGGCAAAAGCUUCUUUAUCCCAAAGUCGGAUCCAAGCUAGCCGAUGAUUCGCUUUUGCUCUCUCAACUUCCCCUUAAAUCAUCUCUUAAGAUGACCAUGAUCGGAACUGUUGAAGAUGAUAUAAUCGUGGAUCAAGUGGACUCCCCUGAAAUUAUUGAUGAUUUUGAACUUGGGAAAGAUGAAGUCAUUGACAUUAAGGACAAGGAUGUCAAUAAGCAGAAACUAAGAAGGCGUAUUAGUCAAUACAAGAUAGAACUUCGCAAUCCAUGCCGUGAAGGAAAGAAAUUGCUCGUUCUGGACAUUGAUUAUACACUUUUUGAUCAUCGCUCUCCUGCUGAAAAUCCUCUUCAACUCAUGCGGCCUUAUCUUCACGAAUUUCUGACAGCUGCUUAUGCUGAAUAUGAUAUCAUGAUAUGGUCUGCAACAAGCCUUAAGUGGGUUGAAUUAAAGAUGGGCCAGCUUGGCGUUCUCAGCAAUCCAAACUACAAAAUCACUGCUCUUCUAGACCAUUUAGCUAUGAUCACAGUUCAGUCAGAUUAUCGUGGGACCUUUGAUUGCAAGCCACUAGGUUUGAUUUGGGCACAGUUUCCAGAGUUUUAUAAUUCGAGGAAUACUAUAAUGUUUGAUGAUCUUCGGAGAAAUUUUGUAAUGAAUCCACAAAAUGGCCUGGUAAUCAAGCCAUUCAGGAAAGCUCAUGCUAAUCGUGAUAGUGACCAAGAGCUUAUGAAGCUCACUCAGUACUUGCUUGCCAUUGCGGAACUCGAUGACUUGAGUCCUCUUGAUCAUAACAAUUGGGAGCUAUACUCUGAAGAUGAUGGUCCCAAAAGACGGCGGCAUGCAUGAGUAAAACAGGGAUGCUGAUACCAGGGAUUUGGAUUUGAAGGUUCAUUAACCAAUGAUCUCAAUUCUAUAAUGAAAAUUCAUCCGCUGCUUUUGGUGAACUUGUUAUGUGCUCUCGUGACAUAAUUUAUAGAUUUUGAUAAAUAUGACCAUGUACUAUAAUGUAUUUUUUUUUUUUUUUUUUAAUGAUCGCAAAUAUCAUUUCCAUUAGGGAGGGGAUAGCUUGGAGUUAUAUAAGGGCUGGCUGGCUGGCAACCAGUGCUCUCUCUUUCCAAACUGAUACUGGCAAUCCAGCUAUAUUGGUAUUGGUAACCAUUCAAAAUGACAAAAUAAUUGCCACCUAUAUAAUGGGUCAUCAGAAUGAAAAUUAUUCUGACUUUUGGCUCA
Messenger RNA from Benincasa hispida (wax gourd), 1524 nucleotides. Its product is annotated as ubiquitin family protein. Gene Ontology annotation, molecular function: protein binding; phosphoprotein phosphatase activity. Gene Ontology annotation, biological process: regulation of proteasome assembly. Lineage: Eukaryota; Viridiplantae; Streptophyta; Magnoliopsida; Cucurbitales; Cucurbitaceae. Gene Ontology annotation, cellular component: nucleus. The record is from RefSeq and is a predicted model, not a curated record.